This is a messenger RNA of Phytophthora infestans T30-4, 819 nucleotides long. RefSeq lists its product as uncharacterized. NCBI's taxonomy places the organism in Eukaryota, Oomycota, Peronosporomycetes, Peronosporales, Peronosporaceae. Bases 1 to 819 code for a protein of 272 amino acids. The record is from RefSeq and is a predicted model, not a curated record. The transcript is spliced from 2 exons.
AUGUGGGCUACCAGCAGCAUGAUCAGUGAAAGUGGCUGCAGCGAGAGUUCUCGCGGGGUGCGUCUCGAAUGCGACCCCAAGCAACGACGACUUACUAUCACGGGUGGAAUGGACGACACGGAUGCCUCAGGCUUGAAUGUUCAGCUGUCGGACCAAGAGAUCGUCACCGAUCUAUUGGCGACUCUCCCCAAGCUCAAAGCCGCGGUAGAGGACCACGAGAACAGGGCACCGAAUUGGCUUCGUAAGUCUAAAAGCGGUGAGGCCGUCGAGAUAUUCGAGCUGCUGCCUACUCGAGAUGGCAAAGGAGACGACAUGGAUCUUGUGCACUCCGUGGUGGCGACGAUCGAGAUCGAGUGUCAUUUAAACGAGGUGCUGAACGUGUUGACAAGCCACAAGACCAACCACGACUUGGAGGCCUCGAUGCGCGCUAUUAUCCCUAAAAAGAAGGUCCGACAAGGUGAAGUGUUGCUACAACCGCAUGCUACGACGCUCGACGGUGCACCUAUUAGACACACUAGACUCACGCAGAAAUCUACAAGAGGAGGCAAGACAGUGAGAUUCGACAACACGAGUAUUCCCGAGGAUGAAGAGGAGGACGAUUCAGAGCGUAAAGUGCUGGUCAGUGUUAGUAUGACGCGUUUUAAAUCCAAGCGAAGGCUCGACGUGCGUGGCCGACUGCGCAACCGCCACCAACGUCUGCAGAAGCUUUGUCUUGCCACUCUGACGCAUCAGUUCGUGGGGAAACAACGCGCUGUUCACGUAAUCAAGACGCUGCCUCGAUCACAGAUCAGUGCUGGGCAGUGGCCUACGUGGCCUUGA